This is a messenger RNA of Anthonomus grandis grandis, 5220 nucleotides long. It is a transcript of the gene Slob, whose product is annotated as slowpoke-binding protein. Lineage: Eukaryota; Metazoa; Arthropoda; Insecta; Coleoptera; Curculionidae. The transcript is spliced from 8 exons. The coding region runs from base 370 to 1740 and encodes 456 amino acids. The record is from RefSeq and is a predicted model, not a curated record.
AGUUCGUUAUGUUGCUCGCUAGACGCCGGACGGCUCGUUUUAAUUCGUAUGUGAAAAUUAAAAUAGUGUAGUUGAAAAUUCCUUUUAAAGUCUUGCGUGAUUAAGUGAUAUGUUUAAAUUCCCAUUAAGUUAACCCAGUUAAAUUCGUUUUUGCAAGAAUCCCUCGGAAUGGAACAGAGUUCUGUUAUUUAUUCUUUUAAUUAACAUUUCCUACCGAGUUGCCUGUCAAAUUAUAUAUAAAUUUGUUAUCAGUGUAUUCUAUUUAUAUUAUUCGACCCAGAUCAUUAAAAUAUGUUUAAGCAAAGUUUGAGUUUAACAAUUGUAUAAUUCUUUAAAGUAAGUUACAUAUACCAAAAGCCUCAAAUUUAAAUGCCAAGAGCAAUAUUCGCAACAUUGUUGAGGUGUCUAGGCAAAAAACUCCCAAUUCGUCUGACUGCGAUGUUUAACCUUUACCAAAACAUAAACAAGAAAGACCAAGAGGAAAAAGAGUCGCAAGUGAUCGGUCACGAACGGUGGUACCAAGAGCGAACCUCGCGAUCGAGCCUAAAGAAAAAGAAACGGGUACCGCGAAGAGCUCAUAGUGCUGCGGAAUUUUCCCAUACGACUCUUUCUGCAGCUAAUAAGCGUGCAGCGUUUCGGAAUAGGAGUCAAAGCUCAGAGAAUAAAAGUGACGGAGAAGGGAGCAACAAGACUCCCCAGAGGGUUGAUUCUCUAGCUAAAGUAUUUUUCGGGUAUAAGAGACAAUCAAGUCAAUCGAAACACGAAUACAGCGCGGUGAAGACCGAUGGAGGAAACGAGAAAUUUCGCGGUGAAAAUAAGAUCAAAAACGAUUCGUAUCUGGCUUGCAAACGAAACUUAGAUGAUAAUGAACGAUACGAGUUAAGAGGUCAGCUUGGAGAUAUUGGAUAUAGAGUUGAUAAAAAUUGGUUUACCGUCCACGAUAAAAUACUCGGUGCAGAAAGACUGCUUACCUUGGUACCAUUACCGUCCACAUGUCCAAUUACCCCUAGUCCGGAAACGCGUGAAACUCUUCUAGAACUUUUUAGAGGUCUACAGCAUCCAUAUAUUCAUCCCGUCCUAGAUAUUGAUUUUUGGAAAGAAGGUGCAGCCAUCGUCAGUCCUUUAAAUCCCACUGGUAGUUUAAGGGAUAUGAUCUACGCUGGUUUUUGGCAAGAUGAUUAUGAUAAGAAAUAUAUUACUAGGGGAGAAGGGCUACCAUUAAGAACCGUGCAGUGUUUAGGAAGGCAAAUUAUUGAAGCGUUAAUGUUUCUUAGGAGUAAAAAUUUUCCAGCCAUUUAUCAUUUGCAUUCAGGCAACAUUAUUAUACAAAACGGCGUGGCACGUUUAGCAGGUCUAGAAAACCCCAUUUUAGGGCUUCUGCCAAAAGCCCCUGCAGCACCCGAAACUCUGGGUUUCGGAUACCUUCUGUUCGAAAUGACUGCAGGAUACGAGCUGCCCAGUCCUCCCAGUCCGGCCCAUCUUCAGCUAGAGCUGGAAAGGGUACCAAAAGUGGCCGACGCUUUGGAGUUAAUUUUCCAGUGCACAAGAACCCCGACUUUUGAAGAACUGAUACGAUGCGACUUAUUUAGAUGCGUCGAGUUAAGAGAACUAAGGGGAGCCAGCAUAGUUCAAACCGCCUCUCCACCGCAGGUUCUUCAACUUUUAGACGUUAUAAGAAAUCCUUCGUUGCCAAGUCCAUUAUUAAGACGGCGAACGAUUUUUUUAGACAAGAAACCGUAGUUGUGAUAGAAGACUGUAGCAAACGGGUGCUAGAAGAUAUCAUGGAAGAGGACAGCGAGCUUAGCGAUAGCAAUAGCGUAGCCGGAGAUUGCAGUAGCGAGCUCAGAUAGUAGUAUAAAGUAAAAGUAGAGUAGAUUAUUUAGUAUUUCCCCUUGUUAGUUUAGUGUGGUUUGUUUGAAAAGUAGAAAACUGUACAAAUAUAGUGGUCUAAGAAAAAGUGUAACUUACUGGAAGAGUUAGUUUCACUUUUCUACUUUUCAAUAUUUCAACUCACCUCUUUAAUAUUUUUUAAGCAAUAUAAAACAGUAGUGUUAAUAAAAGAAAAUAUACGUGAGUUCAAUUAUAAUGCCCGUUUCAAAGAAAUCUAAUUUUAAAUUCUUGAUCAAGGAUUUUAACGAAAACAAAUCACACAAGAAGUUGUGUGCAGAAGUUUCUUUAAUCCGCUUUACAUAUCGCAUUUUUUUUCCAAAAGUCUUCUCGUAUUACUGUCAUUUGCUUAGAAUUUUAUUGCAAAAGUCGGCAUUUCUCAAUGGUGUUUUUAGAUAAAAUUAAUAUUAAGAAGACUUAUUGGAUUGUUCUUUUAGGAACGUUGAAUUUAUACUUGUUUAAUUAAUAUAGGAGACAGUGCAUCAGGCAGUAUCUUAUCAGUGUGACUAUGCGGUGAAAUUGGACCGAUUUCGUUGCAUAAUGUACAUUCCGCAAGUCUCCAAGAGGCUCCAUGGAGGUCUUUUUAAACUUUCCACAGAUAGAAUUAUAAAUUUGUACGCCAAUGUUAAAAGGGAAAGUACAAGUACAAUACAAGUGAAUUUGCUUGUUUCAAUAAGUCGAUUCUUCGUAUAUACCGAUCAUCGGCGACGUAUCAAACUGCGCAAGACUCGAUCACUAAUAUUAAGCAUAAAAUUCUGGAAUAAUUUCAUUACCGAAAAAGUAAACUUUCAGCAAAAUAAAAUAAUCCAGCAAAAUGAAUGACCUGACUGGAAUUUAAUGUUAGACAAUACCUACGAAAAACAGCUGACAAGUUGUAAAGAGCACAUAUGCAUAGUUAAAGCUAAAAUUUCUCUGUAGCAACUUCUCGCGGCAUUUUGGUCGCAAGUAUCCAUUUUAGCAGAUCACAAGAUCAAACUUAUAAUAACACUAAUAAUAACUUGAUCACUAUCCAUAGUAUUUAUUAUAUUUCUAAACAAAAACAUAUGAUUGGCACUACUCAUCAACUAACAUUUUUCUAAUUUUUCUAAAAUUCUGGUUAUCAUAGACUAGAAAAAUUUUGUUUAUUUAUUUGAAUGUUGUGAAUUUAGACGCAUUCUCCAAACUUUUCGCGCGAAAUAUCCACAAUGAGAUAAACUAGCGUGAUAUAUCAGGAAUUUCAGUAUUCUAAUUUCAAAGUAAUCUUAAUAAUAAAGUGAACUUAUAUUGCGGCGACCUCUAAGGUUAGGAGUUCAAAUCCUACACAAGGUUAACUCUGUACUUUCCUGUGUUGCUGUUAUAAAAAUUAUAAAAGAAACUUGGCCAGAAAAAAAAAUUUAAGCCUUGAAAUUUCCGGCCAAAAAACGUUUCAACAACAUGAAAUAAUUGCGAUCUGUAUUGCGGGUUCUUAGAAUUUCUUUGCACAUAUGUAUAUAUCUCAUUUGUCUCCACAUUGUACCAUUUGAAUCAAUACAUAACAUUAUUUAAGACCUUAAAACUUUUAUACUUAUUUCAAUCUACAAAUCAAAUCAUAUAGCAAUCCUUACAGUGCGCUUACCUAUUUUUGCUAAAAAAUCGAGUAUUUUUAUACUUGAAAAAUUAGAUCUGUAUAUUGCUAGUGUAUAGAAAAGUCUUAUUGUUAACAUCUACUUUCAUCUCUUUUUAACAUACUUCUAGACUCUAUUGAUGAAAAAUAAUAAAAAUCAAAAAUAAUUCAGGUAUCUUACAAUGUUAAUUUUUUGUUUCUUUAUUGACAACGUUUUGAGUUCAAUAAUCAAAAACUCAAGCAAUCAAAGGUAACUAUUAGCUCAUUCUUCUUACAUAUCUUUUACUUAAUACGUACUCAUUACCAUUUAUCAAUGUUAUAGGGUGUCUUUAAAGUUGAGUCAUCAAUAUUUUAAUAACAUAUGAAAGUUCUUGAACCAAACUUAAUGUGCGUGAAAAUUUAAAAAAUAAUAAAAAACAUAAAUCACAAUAAAUGACUCAACUUUGAUGUGACAACCUUCGUUCGGGUCUAAAAAUUUUUGUCAAUUAAAUUCGAGCCUCAAUUUAUGUAAAUUUCAUUAAUUGCAUCGAUUAAUGUGCAUGUAUGUAUUGUUUUAACGUAAGUAAUAGUAUUAUAGUAAUAAUUAUUAGUGUAAUUUUUUAGUUAUUGCUAGGUAUUAGUGUGUUUAACAAAAUAUCGUUAACCUUAACAAACAACUUCGUAAGAAAUGUUCGCUGUUAAUUUUACUAACGUUAGGUUUGUGCCAAAUAAAGAAUUUAAAGCCUUAAGUUGAGUUAUGAUUAUUUCUACAUAGGAUCACAGUAUAAAGAACAAGAUUCUAGUUUAGUUUUUUUUCUAUUCUAGUUUAUGUUCCGUGAUAGGAUGUAGGUACAAAUUAUUGGCAAAGUCUGAAGAUUUCACUAAUCGUAAGAGAGAAGAGGUCAACUAGAUGUAAUUCAAGUUGUGCGUGUUUGUGACGAAUAAAAUACCGUUUUGAAAUUUGGGAAAGUUGACAUAUAACCGAAAAAUCGAAUUUCUGCAAAAUGGUUUUUCUUUGAAUCAAAGUAGUGUUUUUAGAUUUAAAAUCUGACUUAUAUGAAUAUAUUUGCCUCACACAUGUUAUAUCAUAAAUCUGUCUUUCUUUAACAAAUUAUCUAACGAGGUACUAAAAUAUAAAUUUUACUGUGUUAUCAGGACACAUGAUGAAACACAGACUUCUAUUGAAGGCUUGCAAAGCAUCUGAAAGUAUUUCGUCAAAAAUAGACGUCAAAUGUCUGCACGAGUAAAAGGUCUUUUUUUCGUAGUUAAUCAAAGACUUUUUAAAAAAUGUAUAUUAAAGGCUUAUAUUCUAACAUAACAAAAGUUGAUAAUAAAUCACUAAAAGCCGAAAAGUUCAAUCUUCUGAUUUAGGAGUAAAACAAGUAAUGCAUAGGACCAUUUGUUUUAAAAUUUCUUUUUAAACACACCCAAACAAAAACUAUUCGGAAAUAUUUUUGUUUUUUCAGUGGGUAUUCCAAUUUUUUCAAAUUUCAAAAAUGUAUUUUAAUUUUAUCAUAAUAGUAAAGUGGCCUUUAACCGGGAGCCACAUAGUUUGCUACAAAUUUGUACUUCACACUGUAUAUUUAAAAAAUAAAUCUAUAAAUUAUUAAUUUUUAAUAUUUUUUCUAGCUUGCCACGAAGGAGAUUAAUUUUAUUUAACAGAAGUAACUCAAAACCUAUUUAUUACGCUAUAUAUUAUAAAAAGAAGAAGUUCAGUACUAAUAAGAUAUUUUGUAAGAAUGGCUAAAAACCAUAUGUACUUUUCAAUUGUC